AUGCUUAAAAUUGAGAAUUUCAUUCGCAUCCUCUCUGCGAUGUACAUGACCCAAGAUAACGAGACGCGUCGUGUUGCCACCAUGGAAGUUCUGAAAGCGGAAGACCAAAUGAAUUCUGAUGAAAUGCUUCAAAUUGGUAUGGGCUUGCUUCGUGUUUCCGACCAUGGCGCCGCUGUGCAAGCCUACGGGGCAGUACUCCUGAGGCAUGCCGUGGCCUCGGGUUGUCUUGCCGCCGAAAAAGUUCCCUGUGGUGAUAUAAUGAUGUGGUACCUCAAUGAACCAAGCUUGGGUCGGCUUCUGUGCGGUGACCUUGUCGAUCUCAUUACAGAGUGCAUGAUUUACGAGUGGCCAGAAAGAUAUACACAUCUCAUGGAAGAGCUCUGCCCAACGCAAGCUCAACUAUCCAAACAGCCGCGUAAGUUGCGUCUUCUUCGCGCCCUCGUUGUGAGGUUUAUGGACCCACACUUCGGCAAUGUACCUGUUUCUCGAAUGAAAAAACUGAAAAGUACCCUGUCGUCUUGCUCCCGGGUGAUUCUGGCGGAGGUCAUUCAGGCGCUCUUUGACCUCUAUACAGCGGCUGGCGGUGAGGGGAGCCAUCAGCUUGCUGAAAGUGCUCUUGAGCUCAUUGUAGACUGUUUGACAAUUACUGUGCAUGUUGCCUCAUCUCUCGCCAUUUCCCAGUGGUGGGAAUUGGGGUUGGGCAAUGCACUGUCGGUGUUGGUGCGCUGGCUACCCGUUGCACCGGAAGCGCUUGCCGCAACUGCCGCUCUUUUAAGAUGCGACGGGGUUUCAACAGCAACGGCGACAACAAUGAACCAACAGCUUUUGGCGCUUGUUACUGCCGUGCUUGACUGCGUAGAGGCGUAUGUGAUGGAGGUGAAUUACGGCAUUCUAGAAGAAAUCAUGGAACUUCUACUUGAUUUGCCUGACUCAAUCGUUCAGGCUGUAGUCGCUCCUGUCAGUCAAUCGUGUCUAGUGGUGUUGCGAGUCCCAAGUAUUUACCUGGCUACGUCUGCGUGUCAUCUUUUGAAGCGACUGGGUGAUGCCGCAUUUGCUCACGUAAGCCCCUUGGAAUUAAUGAUGCGUUUUGCCUCGCUGAUACCAAAGAAUAAGUUUCACCCAGAAUUUGGCACCGAUGACGAGGGAAAGCGGCUGUCCGAGCAGCAAUACGGCUCUAUCGAGCCGUUUGAGCGUGGCUUUGCGGAGUUCCGCAGUCUUGCAGGCCAUCUGCUUACAUCUCUGGCUCGCAUUUACCCCGUCGUUAGCAAUCAGUUUAUUUUACAGAUUCUCACAACUCUUUGCGAUGGCCGUGGAACUUUGGCGGAUCCCCGAACGCAAUCCGGCUUUGUGACGCAGCAGAGUCUCACGUUUCGUGAAUGGGAGGCAACGCAAUUUCUACUUACUCAUCUUUCAGAAUCGUUUAAGUACUCCUCGGACUACGUCUCGCAGACGAUUGCGGCGUUGAUAGCGAAACAAACAGAGGACAUGGUUCUCUAUCCCGUCUAUCUCAACAUGCUCUCAUCCUUCUGGAGCUGUAAAGAUGACGCAGCACUGGGUGUGUGGGAUGGAACACUCAAUAUUAUUUUUUCUUGCCUAUGCAAAAGGCAGAAAGAUCAGUACGACGUUGACGAGCUGUCGGCUCGCAAGCGUGCCGUCACGCUUCUGGUUACCGCAAGUAGUCAGCAUGCCGCACGAUUUGUGGACCUUUGCGAACCCUUUAUAAAACGAAUAGAGCAACUUCUGAUGAUGCCUUCCACAACGCCUCACGAGAGGAAUUUCCUCUAUGAAGCCAUGGCGGCGCUCACCAGUGUCCUUCCCGCAGAUGAAGGGCUACACCGACUCCAAUCUUUCUUCACCCCUAUUGUGAAGAUGUUGAUACAGCGUGUCCAGUCCCUGGAUCAGAUGAAGUUUAACAGCAUUAUCGUGGCGCAAGGCAGUGACCUUCAAAAUGAACGGAAUAUGCUUCGUGACAGCGUGGCCAUUGUUGCAGGGGUCAUGCGUCGUUGUAAGACGUCUCCCUACUUAGUUGAAUCUUUCACAGAGUGGACACCAUAUAUUGUACGGCUUAUGGAAUUUGUUCAUGGCCUUCGUGCAGAUCAGCUACCGCCAGAGUAUGCUUGCAUACUUGACAUGGAUGGUGGUGUCCGUGAGCAGUACUUGCCUGGCCGGUCACGGAAAAGUGUGCCGCGCCAAAGCAACAAAGAAAAGGCUCGAACGGCUCUUAUGGAUCUUCGCAUGUCAUUAUAUCAAGUUGUUGGAGCCCUGAGCACAUUUUUGCCAUCAGAGGCUCUCCGAGGGAUGUUACAGAUGCUGACAUCCUCAGCAGAGCUGUUGCCGACGCACACCAUGCGAUCAUUGAUAGUGCAUUGCGUGUUUCCCAUUGGCACUUCCCAUACCGAUCUUAUUGCGAGCAUCCUUCCAAUCUGCGGUGUCUUCUUUGCCCGCGUUGCACGACGCAUCUCAGCACGCCCGGAAGAUGAAAUCAUUGAUACGAAGCAGCUGUUUUACUUUUCAAAGGACAUUUUCACAUUUAUGCGGCAAAAUAUUCUUGAGAAAAAUUUGUUAUCGGGAAACGUGCCGCUCACAAAUCUCGUUAUUGAGGUGGCGCUGACCAUUCUGGAAAGCGGGUCUAAUGUUUAUGACGUCCCCCGUUUUAUCAACGCAACCAUUGAUGCCAGCAGGAGCGGCUGCAGCGGGAACAGCGCCAUGGAGGCGCAGGUGGAAGAGUUUGCGGUGCUGGCCUUUGGACGCAUGCUUGAAUUUUCUGUGCGAGCCGAUGAUGCCGUGUUGUCUUUUAAUGAUCGGGAGCGGCUGGUGUUUUUUCUCUCGGACACGUACGUGGAUCGAUAUCCAACGUACACCGCGGCCCUCUAUUCACGUUUUUCACGGGACCAGAUCGAUGCACUCCAUACAGAAUUGGUCAUGACAAACCGGUUUGAUACAAAACGUCGACGAUUCAAGGAAUUUGUUUUGCAAGAGGCAGCAAAGAACACGCGCAUUUCAUAA
Molecule: messenger RNA, 3006 nt
Organism: Trypanosoma cruzi
Lineage: Eukaryota; Euglenozoa; Kinetoplastea; Trypanosomatida; Trypanosomatidae
Exons: 1
Coding region: 1-3006 (1001 amino acids)
Source: RefSeq, a predicted model, not a curated record